Ceratotherium simum simum (southern white rhinoceros) is the source of this 7302-nucleotide messenger RNA. The record is from RefSeq and is a predicted model, not a curated record. Lineage: Eukaryota; Metazoa; Chordata; Mammalia; Perissodactyla; Rhinocerotidae.
UGCUGGGUCCCGGGCGAACAUGGCGGCCUCCGAGUCAGCGCCGGCUGUGAUUCCAGGCGCUGCGGAGGGCGAGGAGGAGACAAUUCUCUAUGACUUGUUGGUCAACACCGAGUGGCCCCCGGAGACAGAAGUACAGCCUAGAGGCAACCGAAAACAUGGUGCGUCCUUUAUCAUCACAAAAGCAAUUAAAGAUCGUUUAUUAUUUUUACGCCAAUACUUCUGGUACAGCCCUGCACCUUUUUUGCUCCCUGAUGGACUGAUUCGCUUGGUUAAUAAACAGAUAAACUGGCAUUUGGUACUUGCAAGCAAUGGAAAACUUUUGGCUGCUGUUCAAGAUCAGUGUGUGGAGAUCAGGUCUGCAAAAGAUGAAUUUACAUCUAUUAUUGGGAAAUGUCAAGUUCCAAAAGACCCAAAACCCCAGUGGAGGCGUGUCGCGUGGAGUUAUGAUUGUACCCUGCUGGCCUAUGCUGAAAGCACAGGAACUGUGAGGGUGUUUGAUCUCAUGGGAAGUGAACUCUUUGUUAUUACCCCGGCGUCUAGUUUAGCAGGUGAUUUGAGCUGUGCCAUUGCUGGGUUGAUAUUUUUAGAGUAUAAAGCAAGUGCGCAGUGGUCUGCAGAACUCUUGGUUAUCAAUUACCGAGGAGAACUUAGAAGUUACCUUGUAAGUGUUGGAACAAAUCAGAGCUAUCAAGAGAGUCACUGUUUCAGCUUCAGUAGUCAUUAUCCUCAUGGAAUCAACACAGCUAUUUACCAUCCUGGUCACAGACUUUUACUGGUUGGUGGAUGUGAAACUGCUGAAGUAGGCGUAUCGAAAGCUUCUAGCUCUGGCCUUUCCUCCUGGAGAGUUCUUUCAGGAUCACCGUAUUAUAGGCAGGUUACUAAUGGUGGAGACAGGGUCACUGCGGUACCAAAGACACUGGGAUUAUUAAGGAUGUUAAGUGUCAAGUUUUAUAGUCGUCAGGGAGAAGAACAGGAUGGGAUCUUUAAGAUGAGCCUUUCUCCAGAUGGGACCCUCCUUGCAGCCAUUCACUUCUCGGGGAAACUGAGCAUCUGGGCCAUUCCAUCUCUGAAACAGCAAGGGGAAUGGAGUCAAGAUGAGCAGCCAGGCUAUGAUGACCUUAAUCCUGAUUGGAGACUCUCUACGGAGAAGAGAAAAAAAAUCAAAGAUAAAGAGGCCUUUUACCCGCUGAUAGAUGUCAAUUGGUGGGCAGGCACUGCAGUGACUUUGGCUCGCUGCUCUGGUGCUUUGACUGUUUCAUCAGUGAAAACUUUGAAGAAUUUACUGGGAAAAUCUUGUGAAUGGUUUGAACCGUCACCUCAAGUCACUGCUACCCAUGAUGGGGGAUUUUUAAGUUUGGAGUGUGAGAUUAAACUUGCCCCCAAACGAUCUCGUCUGGAGACUAGGGGUGGAGAAGAAGAUGAAGGGGAAGAGGAUUCGGACUCUGAUCAGGAAGUAUCUGCCAAAGCUCGCUACUUUGGUUACAUAAAACAGGGCCUGUACUUAGUGACUGAGAUGGAGCGGUUUGCACCACUCCGGAAACGCCCACGAACCAUCACCAAAAACUACCGCCUUGUGAGUUUGCGCUCCACAACUCCAGAGGAGCUUUAUCAGAGGAAGAUUGAAAGUGAAGAGUACGAGGAAGCCUUGUCUCUGGCUCAGACCUAUGGCCUGGAUACUGAUCUCGUGUAUCAGAGGCAGUGGAGGAAGUCAGUGGUCAACAUUGCUUCAAUUCAGAAUUACUUGAGUAAAAUAAAGAAACGAUCCUGGGUUCUUCAUGAGUGUUUGGAAAGAGUUCCUGAAAAUGUGGAUGCUGCAAAAGAACUGCUUCAAUAUGGAUUAAAAGGCACAGACCUGGAGGCUCUUUUAGCAAUAGGGAAAGGAGCAGAUGACGGCAGAUUUACAUUACCUGGUGAAAUAGACAUUGAUGGUAUCUGCUAUGAGGAGCUUUCAUCACCUAAAGAAGAGCCUGCCAAGAAGAAAAAGGAGAAGGAGCUCAAGAAGAGACGAGAACUACUUAAAUUAGUGAACUUUUCAAAGUUAACACUGGAGCAAAAGGAACUUUGCCGUUGUAGAUUGAAAUUAUUAACCUACUUAGAUCGACUUGCAACAUAUGAGGAAAUCCUAGGAGUGCCUCAUGCAUCUGAACAGAGAUAUGAUGCUGAAUUCUUUAAGAAGUUCAGAAAUCAGAAUAUUGUUCUCUCAGCAAGAACUUAUGCUCGGGAAAGUAAUGUACAAGCCCUAGAAAUUCUGUUUACUUAUCAUGGAUCCGACCUGCUUCCUCAUCGCCUUGCGAUUCUCUCCAACUUUCCAGAGACCACUUCUCCACACGAAUAUUCUAUUUUGCUGCCUGAAGCUUGUUAUAAAGGUGACUCCUUGAUGGUCAUUCCUUGGCAUGAACGUCAACACCGAGAGAAAGAUUGGUGUGAGGAGUUGGAGUGCAGAAUGGUGGUUGAACCAAGUCUCCAGGAUGAAAGUGAAUUCUUGUAUGCUGCCCAGCCUGAGUUACUGAGGUACAGAACAAGCCAGCUUACAGUAGAGAAGGCUGUGGACUGGUAUCAGACCAGAGCAGAGGAAAUAGAGCAUUAUGCCCGACAGAUUGACUGUGCAUUGUCACUUAUUCGACUUGGAAUGGAGCGGAACAUUCCUGGUUUGCUGGUUCUAUGUGAUAAUCUGGUUACUCUGGAAGCAUUGGUUUAUGAAGCCGGCUGUGAUUUAACUCUAACCUUGAAAGAACUUCAGCAGAUGAAAGACAUUGAAAAACUAAGAUUACUGAUGAAUAGUUGUUCUGAGGACAAGUAUGUGACAAGUGCUUACCAAUGGAUGGUUCCCUUUCUUCAUCGAUGUGAGAAACAGUCUCCUGGUGUGGCUAAUGAACUAUUAAAAGAAUAUUUAGUGACUUUGGCUAAGGGAGACUUAAAAUUUCCCCUGAAGAUAUUUCAGCAUUCCAAACCAGAUCUGCAGCAAAAAAUUAUUCCUGAUCAGGACCAACUGAUGGCAGUAGCACUAGAGUGCAUCUAUACCUGUGAGCGAACUGACCAGCUCUCUCUUUGCUAUGACAUAUUAGAAUGUCUGCCACAAAGAGGAUACGGUCAUAAGACAGAGGUAACCACAGCUCUUCAUGACAUGGUAGACCAACUGGAACAAAUUCUCAGUGUGUCAGAGCUUUUGGAGAAACAUGGACUUGAGAAACCGAUUUCAUUCGUUAAAAACACUCAGUCUAGCUCAGAAGAGGCACGCAAGCUGAUGGUUAGAUUGACUAGGCACACCGGUCGGAAGCAGCCUCCUGUCAGUGAGUCUCAUUGGAGAAUGUUGCUGCAGGACAUGUUAACUAUGCAGCAGAAUGUUUACACAUGUCUAGAUUCUGAUGCUUGCUAUGAGAUAUUUGCAGAAAGCCUUCUGUGUUCCAGUCGCCUUGAAAAUAUCCACCUGGCUGGGCAGAUGAUGCACUGCAGUGCUUGUUCAAUAAAUCCACCAGCUAGUGUAGCCCAUAAAGGGAAAACCCAGUACAGGGUCAGUUACAAAAAAAGUAUUGACUUGGUUUUGGCUGCCAGCAGAGAGUACUUCAAUUCUUCCACCAGCCUCACUGAUAGCUGCAUGGAUCUGGCCAGGUGCUGUUUACAGCUGAUAACAGAUAGACCCAGUGCCAUUCAAGAGGAGCUAGAUCUUAUCCAAGCCCUUGGAUGUCUUGAGGAGUUUGGGGUAAAGAUCCUGCCUUUGCAAGUGAGACUGUGCUCUGAUCGGAUCGGCCUCAUCAAGGAGUGUAUUUGCCAGUCGCCCACAUGCUACAAACAAUCCUCCAAGCUUCUGGGCCUUGCUGAGUUGUUGAGAGUAGCAGGUGAAGACCCAGAAGAAAGGCGUGGACAGGUUCUAAUCCUUCUAGUAGAGCAAGCGCUUCGUUUCCAUGACUACAAGGCAGCGAAUGUGCAUUGCCAGGAGCUGAUGGCCACAGGUUAUUCUAAAAGUUGGGAUGUUUGUAGCCAGUUGGGACAAUCAGAAGGUUACCAGGACUUGGCCACUCGGCAAGAGCUCAUGGCUUUUGCUUUGACACAUUGCCCUCCUAGCAGCAUCGAACUUCUUUUGGCAGCCAGCAGCUCUCUGCAGACAGAAAUUCUUUAUAAAAAUACAUAUAUUUUAGAGCACAUUUUUAUGCCCGGUAUAUACUUUGUAAUGUCCUGGAACACAGCAAGCAUUCGAGACUUGGAUGAAGUAAGCGUUCCGGGCAGCACCUCAGCUGACCUAUUCCACUGGACCACAGCUACCACCAUGAAAGUGCUUUCCAACCCCACGACCACCACCAAGGCUGUGCUGCAGGCUGUCAGUGAUGGGCAGUGGUGGAAGAAGUCUUUAACUUACCUUCGACCCCUUCAAGGGCAAGAAUUUGGUGGUGCUUAUCGAAUCGGAACCAUAGCCAAUGAAGGUCUAGAGAAACAAGGCUGUCAUCCUUUUUAUGAAUCUGUCAUCUCCAAUCCCUUUGUCACAGAGUCUGAAGUUACCUAUGACACCUGUCAGCUUGUCCCAGUAGAAAGCUUUGCAGAAGUACUUCUGAGAACUGGAAAACUGGCAGAGACUAAAACUGAAGGAGAAGAAGUAUUUCCAACAACAGAAGUUCUCUUGCAGCUGGCAAGUGAUGCUUUACCAAAUGACAUGACCCUGGCUCUCGCUUAUCUCCUUGCCUUACCACAGAUGUUAGAUGCAAACAAGUGCUUUGAAAAGCAGUCCCACUCUGCUUUAUCUCUCCAGCUGGCAGCAUAUUACUAUAGCCUACAGAUCUAUGCCCGAUUGACUCCAUGUUUCAGGGACAAGUGCCAUCCUCUAUACAGGGCUGAUCCUAAAGAGCUAAUCAAGAUGGUCACCAGGCACGUGACUCGAUGCGGACGUGAAGCCUGGCCCGAGGAUCUUGCUUCCCUGACUAAGCAGCUGCACCACUACAACGAGCGUCUGCUGGACUUCACUCAGGCUCACAUCCUUCAGGGCCUGCGGAAGGGGGUGGAUGUGCAGCGGUUUACUGCAGACGACCAGUAUAAAAGGGAAACUAUCCUUGGUCUGGCAGAAACACUUGAGGAAAACGUCUACAGUAUUGCUCUUUCUCUGGCACAGCGUUACAGUGUCUCCCGUUGGGAAGUUUUUAUGACCCAUUUGGAGUUCCUAUUCACUGACAGCGGUUUAUCCACAGUAGAAAUUGAAAAUCGAGCCCAAGCCCUUCAUCUCUUUGAGACUUUGAAGACUGAUCCUGAAGCCUUUCACGAGCGUAUGGUCAAGUAUAUCUACCCCACUCUUGGUGGCUUUGACCAUGGAAGGCUGCUGUAUUAUUUCACUCUUCUAGAAAACUGUGGCUACGCAGAUUUUGGGAAAUAUGCCAUUAAACCAGAAACCCAUAUUCGGCUGCUGAAGAAAUUUAAGAUAGUUGCAUCAGGUCUUAAUUACAAAAAGCUAACAGAUGAAAAUAUAAAUCCUCUUGAAGCAUUGGAGCCAGUUCUUUCAAGUCAAAAUAUCUUAUCUAUUUCCAAACUUGUUCCCAAAAUCCCUGAAAGGGAUGGACGGAUGCUUUCCCCAAGCUCUCUGUACACCAUCUGGUUACAAAAGUUGUUCUGGAAUGGAGACCCUCACCUUAUUAAACAAGUCCCGGCGUCCUCUCCAGAGUGGCUUCAUGCCUAUGAUGUCUGCAUGAAGUACUUUGAUCGCCUCCACCCGGGUGACCUCAUCACUGUGGUGGAUGCAGUUACAUUUUCUCCAAAAGCUGUGACCAAGCUAUCUGUGGAAGCACGUAAAGAGAUGACUAGAAAGGCUAUUAAGACAGUCAAACAUUUUAUUGAGAAGCCAAGGAAAAGAAAUUCGAAAGAAGACAUUCAAGAAGCUAGUGAUUCUAAAAUGACCUAUGUAGAUACCUUGAAUCACCUGGAGAAAUCACUUGCUCACCUGGAAACCCUCAACCAUAGCUUCAUCCUUUCUCUGAAGAAUAGCGAACAGGAAAUGCUGCAGAAAUAUAGUAACCUCUAUGAUCUGUCCCGAUCAGAAAAAGGGAAAAUUCAUGAUCAAGCUGUGGCCAUGUGUUUAGAUGGUCAGCCUCUAAGAAUGAUUCAGCAGCUGCUAGAGGUGGCUCUGGGCCCUCUUGACAUCUCGCCCAAGGAUAUAGUACAGAGUGCAAUAAUGAAAAUAAUUUCUGCAUUGAGUGGAGGCAGUGCUGACCUCAGUAGGCCAGGGGACCCGCUCCAGGUCCUGGGAGGUGUUGUUGCAGCAGUCCGUGCCAGUGUGGACAGUGGGGAAGAGCUGGUUUCCUCUGAGGACCUAGUGGAGUGGCUGCGGCCUUUCUGUGCUGAUGACGCCUUGCCCGUGAGGCCCCGCAUUGAUGUGCUGCAGAUCUUGGAACAGUCAUUUCACCUGAAUGAGGAGGAUGGCAAGCUCCUCGUGUUCUUUAGAACAGAAGCCAUUCUCAAAGCCACUUGGCCCCAGAGACAGGUGGACAUAACUGAUGUUGAGAAUGAAGAGAACCGCUACUGUCUCUUCAUCGAACUCCUGGAAUCAAGUCACCAAGAGGUUGAAUUUCAGCACUUGGUUUUGCUCUUGCAAGCUUGGCCACCUAUGAAAUGUGAACAUGUAACCAGCACAACUCAUAACCCGUGGGUGAGACUAGCUACAGUGAUGCUAACCAGGUGUACAAUGGAGAACAAGGAAGGACUGGGGAAUGAAGUUUUGAAAAUCUGUCGCUCUUUGUAUAAUACCAAGCAGAUGCUCCCUGCAGAGUGUGUGAAGGAGCUGUGCUCGCUGCUGCUUAGCCAGGCCCUUCUGCUCCCAUCCCUGAAACUCCUCCUCGAGAGCCAAGACGAGAAUCUUCACGCUGUGGCACUGGAGCAAAUCACCGCUAUUGCUGAGGUGAAUGAUUCAAACUGUGACCAAGAACUUCUUUCCCUGCUCCUGGAUGCCAAGUUGUUGGUGAAGUGUAUCGCCACUCCCUUCUAUCCGCAUGUCAUUGAGCACCUCUUGGCCAGCCCCCAGCAAGGGCGCUGGGAUGCGGAGCAGCUGGCCAGACACCUGCGGGAGGCCGGCCAUGAGGCCGAAGCUGGGUCGCUCCUUCUGGCCGUGAGGGGCACUCAUCGGGCCUUGAGAACGUUCCGCACAGCCCUCAGCGCGGGACAACACUGGGUCUGAGCAACCUGCCCACGGCCCACAUGCAGCCACCAGUUUCUCAGCUUCCUGGUGGAGAAGAGCAUCCAGAGCUGAAUGCUGUUCCAGAAGCAAAAUGUGUACCAGCUGCUGGUUCUCAGUGGUUCCAACGAAUUGCAAAUAAAGCUGUGUGUAAAUGA